Messenger RNA from Heterobilharzia americana, 4617 nucleotides. Lineage: Eukaryota; Metazoa; Platyhelminthes; Trematoda; Strigeidida; Schistosomatidae. The record is from the annotation of a GenBank genome assembly.
AUGUUUAUUCCGGAAAGAAAACCCAGUCAUUCGCGUGACACACAAGGAAAUAUUGUUGGUCUGGAUUUCUCAGGGGAUGACACUUCGGAUUCGACAUCAAAAGAAUGGGUUUAUACAAGAUGGGCCAAAAUAAUGUUUCGAACUACAGCAAUGAUCAGUCUUGCCUCAGUCAGUAUGAAUACACCAGACACAUUUAAACAAGUUCCGAGUUUGAUGUAUAUUACAUUCAUCUUGGAUUUGAUGGUCGCUUUAAUAUUCACAGUUGAAAUGAUCAGUAAAAUGUAUAUUGAAGGUAUACUUGCACCAGCAUCAAGCCAGUCAACUGGUGGUGGAAUAGAUCAAAAGCGUAACCGAGCUUACUUUCAAAAAUCAUGGAAUUAUUUUGAUGCCAUUAUGCUGUUGUGUAUAUGGGCUUCGUUAGCUCUACAAUGUGUCGAAUUUUAUGUGACAUUCCAUUGUCCAGUUAGUAAUGGUGAUAACGAUGACGAUAUUGAUUAUACUUGUCCAAGUAAUGAAAAAUUCCGACGCAAUUAUGGCUUCCUAAGCAUGAUACGAUGUCCAAGACCUCUGAUACUAAUACGUGUUUUUCGUGCAGUAUUACGACUUCAAUUACCUCAAGCACGUGUGAAGGCUAUAUUCCAGCGAUCCACUCAUCAAAUGUACAAUGUAACAGUAUUUCUACUUUUCUUUAUGUCUUUGUAUGGCUUUCUGGGUGUACAGUUUUUCGGUGAUGAGUUAAACUAUCAUUGUGUUUUGCAGACAGCCAAUGAAACUCACAUAACAAAGCAAGAUUUAGCCAUACCAGAUUCAUAUUGUAAUCCAGCAAAAAAUCCAGAAGAGCAGUGUCCAAGCAAUAUGAAAUGCAUACGCAUUGCUAGUUCCAUACAAGAUGAUGGAGGUUACGCUGGAUUUGAAAGUUUUCACGUCAGUAUAUUCACCGUUUAUCAAGCUGCUUCUCAAGAAGGUUGGGUUUUUAUAAUGUACCGUGCAAUGGACUGUCUUGCUUCAUGGAAAGGAGUUAUCUAUUUUAUGUCCAUGAUAUUUUUAGUGGCAUGGUUGGUCAAGAAUGUAUUCAUUGCUGUACUAAUUGAAACAUUCGCUGAAAUAAGAGUUCAAUUUCAACAAAUGUGGACACCACGACAUACUGCAGAUGCAGAUUCUUCAAAGAUCUUUCAAUUUGAUGGUUUAACAUGGAAGUUGGUUCCUGUACACGAAAGCAAAGCACGUGGUUUAGCACCAAAAUUUUUUCAAGAGACCAUACUGAAAUCCACGGGCUUCAAUGUGGUCAUUAUGGUUUUAGUUUUGGCUAAUGCAAUUACAGCUGCUGCUCUGCAUUUCAAUCAUCAAAGUCUUAGAGGGGAUGACCAUCUGGAAGAUCAAUUGGACGGUUUCUACUACGCUGAGAUUUUAUUCACAGCGUUAUUCAACUUGGAGGCUGUUUUCAAAAUUUGGUGUUUAGGCUGGUCGAAUUAUUGGCAUAGAUCAUUAUUUAAAUUUGAAUUAUUCCUUUGUGUUGGCACAACACUCCAUUGUUUACCAUUACUUUAUCGCACGGAAUUCACUUAUUUGGCGGUAUUACGUAUUGUUCGCUUAAUCAAGGCAUCUCCAAUGCUUGAGGAUUUUUGUUUCAAGAUAUUUGGACCUGCUAAAAAAUUGGGCAGUCUAAUCUUAUUUACCACAUGUUUCUUAAUGAUCACUUCAACGUUCAGCUUACAGUUAUUUUGUUUCUUUCGAGUAUUUGAACCAACCUUUGACCGAUUCUCUACAUUUCCAAAAGCAUUCAUGUCAAUGUUUCAAAUACUUACACAAAAAGGUUGGGUUGCCGUUAUGCACGAUACAAUGGAUGUUGUGGAGAAUGAAGCUGUAACUACAGGAGUGGCAAUAUACUUUGUAUUUUAUCAUCUCGUUGUGACUUUGAUUGUACUCAGUCUCUUUGUUGCUGUUAUCUUAGAUAACUUAGAAUUGGAUGAGGAUAUUAAAAAGCUGAAACAGCUUAAACUUAGAGAAAUCAGUGCUGAAACACAACAGAAAUUGCCAAUGCGUUUACGUGUUUUUGAAAAAUUCCCAAAUCGUCCACAAAUGAUACAACUUACUCGACUUGUAUCCGAUUUUUUGAUGCCAAAAAUUCGUGACAGUUUUAUGCGACAAUUUGCUGCUAUAUCAGCUCUUGAAGAAGUUGAAGAUGAAGCUAUUGAAGAAAUGUUAGCAACAAUGACAAAAUCAUCACAACAAACUGUAGAACAAAAUCAAAUUAAAUUAAAUCCACUUUAUAAUACUACUACUUCCAUGACUACUUAUAGUAGUGCUAAUAAAUUAGCGAAUGAAACACUUUAUAAUCAAACAAAUGUUGAAACAUUGAGAGCUAUUAAAAGAAAAGUGCAUGGAUUACAUGGUGAAGAGAAGUUUCGUGCAAUUAUUUACCUUUUGAAUGAAUCGAAUAAAACACGUCUUCUGAUAAAUGAAAAGACUUCAAAUGUUGGGAAUAGAUCACUUCUAUCAACACAGCAUCAAAUACGAUUAGAAAGAAGGAGUAUACGAAACAGAGUUGGAAAUCCAAUGUCUUCACAGAAAUCUUUACGAGGUAACGGAGAAGUUCGAGGUAAUCCAAGUGGUAGAACAGGAAAUCAAAGCGGUGAUUCACAGGCUACAACUGGAGAUAGAUCAAGUCAUGUUGAUAUUAAACUGUUACAACAAAAAGCUCAACUUGCAGAAAUUAAAAGGACACAACAAGAAGUUGAGCUUAGAGAGAAUCAUCCAUUUUUUGACCGACCACUGUUUGUUCUUGGACGAGAAAAUCGUUUUCGUCAACUGUGCUUAAUUCUUGUUGAAGCCAGGCACAAAGCUCAUGAUUCUAUAGAUUCAACUGAUAAUGGGAAUUCUAUACACAAGUUUCUUGGUCUAGUUACAUAUAUGGAUUGGAUAGCUAUAUUUGUGACAACUUUGUCAUGCGCAUCUAUGUCUUUAGAGACACCGCAUUUUAGAUUGAUGAAUACUCCUGAAGUUCAGAUAUGUGAAUACAUCUUCUUUGUUGUGAUGACUUUGGAGAUGACAUUUAAAAUAUUCGCUAAUGGAUUGGUAUUUACUCCGAAUGCACUUUUAAAAGAUUUUGGUGGAUUCUUGGAUUUAUUUAUCUACAUUAUCAGUUUGAUUUUUGUCAGCUACAUGAUACGCGUAGAUAUUAUCGGUCCAGGAUCUGGUGGUCAUUUACUCAUGGUAUUGAGGUGUUUAAGACCAUUAAGAAUAUUUUGUUUAGUACCACAGAUGCGUAGAGUAGUCUAUGAACUUGUACGUGGAUUCAAAGAGAUUCUUAUGGUUUCUGUUCUAUUAGUUGUAUUCAUGUUCAUGUUUGCUGUUUAUGGAGUCCAUUUAUUCGGUGGACGCUUAGCUAUCUGUAACGAUAGAAAUAUAACAGUUAAAGAGAAAUGCGUUGGACGAUUUAUGCGUGAGCUAGCCUCAACCAAAUUGAAGAGUGUUAAAGGUGAACCACUUAAAUUGCUUGUACCAAGAGUAUGGGCUAAUCCAAGAAACUUUAACUUUGAUAAUAUCGGCAAUGCAAUAUUAGCCUUAUUCGAAGUCUUAUCAUUAGAAGGUUGGGUUGAAAUACGUGACGUAAUAAAGGAGCGUAUUGGUCCGCGACAUGUGAUCUACAUACACUUAUUCGUAUUUAUUGGAUGCCUUAUUGGUUUGACUCUCUUCGUAGGUGUUGUCAUUGCAAACUACAGUGAGAAUAAGGGGACAGCACUUCUUACCGUCGAUCAGAGGAGAUGGUUAGAUUUGAAAGGUCGUAUUAGGCUCACUCAACCUUUGCAGAUUCCACCACGUCCAAAGUUGCAUCAAGAACCAGGUCAAACAAGAAAUAUUAUAACACCAAUGUCAAAUAAUUUAGAGAAGAAAAGUUUAAAAUUUCGCUGUUUCAUUUAUGAUAUAACCCAGAAUAUUUUAUUCAAACGUGCUUCAGCAACACUUGUUGUCGCCAACUGUUUCCUUUUAUUCUUUCCUUUUAAUGAAUUAGGAGUUGAACGAUCCAGUUGGGUAAGACCAAGGUAUCAAGUACAAGUCUCUUUGGGAAUUAUAUUUACACUAUUCUUUUGUCUUGAAUGCUUAUUGAAGAUAAUUGCAUUAAAAUUUGGAGGUUAUUGGCAGUCAAAACGAAAUCGUUUCGAUAUGCUUGUCGCUAUACUCGGUGUAACAUGGAUUAUUAUACACUUUAUCCUUCGACCGAUUCCUGAAAAACACAUGAUUAGUAAUAAUUUCGGUUGGUUUGUUUUAAUGCUGAGAUUUUUCACAAUAGCUGGAAGACAUGUUACACUGAAAAUGUUAAUGUUAACUGUGGUAAUGUCUAUGUAUAAAUCAUUAUUUAUCAUAAUGAGUAUGUUUCUACUAAUGAUGGUGUAUGCAUUGGCUGGUGUAAUUCUAUUCGGUUCAGUUAAAUACGGUGAUAAUCUUGGUCGUCAUGCUAAUUUUCAUAAUACAUUUCGGGCGACAGCUUUGUUGACUAGAAUUGUUACAGGUGAAGAUUGGAAUAAGAUUAUGCACGAUUGUAUGAUACAACCGCCAUUCUGUCGAAUGCGUACAAAUUUUUGGAGACAGAUUGUGGAAAUUUUAGAGCUGCACUAA